Molecule: messenger RNA, 342 nt
Organism: Laetiporus sulphureus 93-53
Lineage: Eukaryota; Fungi; Basidiomycota; Agaricomycetes; Polyporales; Laetiporaceae
Exons: 2
Coding region: 1-342 (113 amino acids)
Source: RefSeq, a predicted model, not a curated record
AUGUCGACACAGAGUAAGGUAGUAAAGAAUGGGCGCGAGAAGGCAGAGGAGCCGACGGAUGUUGACAUUGAGUUGAAGAAUCAGAAGAAGCGUUUGGUUUAUAGCGCGAUGUCUGAAGAGGACCUCCACAGCAUUCGCAAAGCAAUGGCUUCGAUUCCCAAUGCUAAGGAGCUCCCUCAGUCUACACUUCACGAGCCCAACGACCUCAUCAUCCAGCCCUUGCGAACGCCCGAGACCAAGCACGCCCGGAUUGGGAAGGGGAUAGACUCUCGCGCUUUGAAGCGCAAGAGAACGGAUGAGGAGAUUGAGACGGCGGAGACACGAGCUCUAGAGGAGCAUUAA